AUGGCCUCUUAUUCUUCCUCUGUACUCAUCAUUGGGGCCGGCAACUUUGGUGCCGCAACCGCCCUGUCCCUCAUCAAGAAGGGCGACGUCAAGAUCACCCUUGUCGAUACCGCGGACUACCCGAACCCCAGAGCCGCCUCUUAUGACAUCAACAAGAUCGUCCGGGAUGACUACCCGUACAGGCUCUACAUGCGCAUGCUGGCCAAGGCUAUGCCGCUCUGGCGCCAGGACGAACUCUACAAGACGUGGUAUCACGAGGUGGGCAUGCUACGAGCCGACUCGAUGUCAUUCGGCGAGAAGAGCAUCGCCUCGUACCGCGACAUAGGCAUCGCCAACAACUCUGAGCUGCUGCCCGUGGACGAGGUGCGGCGGCGCUGGAACGGUCCCCUGGCCACAGCCGACUUCAAGGGCGUGGACCCCUGUACAACCCCAGCCGGUACUUGGGAUAACAUCGGGGACGCCACGCGACUGAUCGACGUCAUGAGGAGCGCCGGUGGAGCAAACCAGAUCACGGCCGGCUCGAAGGAGCUCUCGGUGAUGACACAGCAGCUCUGCCGAUUCCAGUACGCCGCUCUGGGUUCAACGUCUGAGCUGCGUGCCCGGAUAGCAUCCGAGCGGGAAGCAAGAACAGCGACCCUACCGGGAGCCGGUUGCAACGCAGUCGUGGACGCCGUACUGAGCGGGUUUGGGGAGCAAGACGUCCAGCUGACCGCUACCGACACCGAGGAGAGCAUGCUAGACAACGCCACAACGGUUAGCGUCCGGUUCGGACCAUCGACAUCCUUACUAGCGGCGGGGAGGCAGCUGGCGAAGCGCUUCACGCUCAACAGAAAGCAGUCGGUCGCCUUCUUACUCGUCUGCCGGCAGCUCGACCGCUGAUGAGGCCGAGCCGUGCGCGAUGCACGUCCAAGCAACGGGAGAGCAGCCGUUCAUUCUGGUGGAACGAGGAGUGGACUUUGCGGACAGCUUGCACGAGACGACCCAGAGCUAGGCGCUCUUCUGGACAGGGUACGGCACGGCACUCAGACAUGGCAAGAUCUGGCCCUACUGAAUACAAAGCUGGUUGACCGCUCCGAUAUCACCUUUAGUAACGGCUUGCGCGCCAUAACACCCCUGAACCGCAACCGAUGGAGCCUCAACUUGGAAGCCAUUGUGGACUGGGCGCGCUUCAAUAAGAGGUGUUGAAAGGACCAGGCAUAUAU
This is a messenger RNA of Ilyonectria robusta, 1202 nucleotides long. RefSeq lists its product as uncharacterized. Lineage: Eukaryota; Fungi; Ascomycota; Sordariomycetes; Hypocreales; Nectriaceae. The record is from RefSeq and is a predicted model, not a curated record. The transcript is spliced from 3 exons. The coding region runs from base 1 to 879 and encodes 292 amino acids. Gene Ontology annotation, molecular function: proline dehydrogenase activity; flavin adenine dinucleotide binding; L-pipecolate oxidase activity.